Messenger RNA from Seriola aureovittata, 2184 nucleotides. It is a transcript of the gene napbb, whose product is annotated as N-ethylmaleimide-sensitive factor attachment protein, beta b. Gene Ontology annotation, cellular component: vacuolar membrane; terminal bouton; synaptobrevin 2-SNAP-25-syntaxin-1a complex. The record is from RefSeq and is a predicted model, not a curated record. The transcript is spliced from 11 exons. NCBI's taxonomy places the organism in Eukaryota, Metazoa, Chordata, Actinopteri, Carangiformes, Carangidae. Bases 132 to 1022 code for a protein of 296 amino acids. Gene Ontology annotation, biological process: regulation of synaptic vesicle priming; intracellular protein transport; synaptic transmission, glutamatergic. Gene Ontology annotation, molecular function: soluble NSF attachment protein activity; syntaxin binding.
UCGCCUAAGCUACUAGCCUGUACACGCCUACGCUAAAUAAACCCAUCGACUGUAAUCCUCACUGUACACAGCGGAAUCCUUUGCUGGUAUUUUCUGCCUCACUUAACGUUUUUUCCAAAUACAGCAAAGAAAUGGACAACUCCGGGAAAGAGAAGGAAGCGAUUCAGCUAAUGGCCGACGCUGACAAAAAAGUCAAGUCCUCUGGCUCUUUUUUGGGAGGGAUGUUUGGAGGAGGACAUCACAAAGUGGAAGAGGCAUGUGAGAUGUACUGCAGAGCGGCCAACAUGUUCAAGAUGGUCAAAAACUGGAGUGCUGCUGGGAGUGCAUUUUGCAAGGCUGCACGUCUCCAUAUGCAGCUGCAGAACAAACAUGACUGUGCCACCAGUUUCAUCGAUGCAGGGAAUGCUUACAAGAAGUCUGAUCCCAAUGAGGCAAUCAAGUGUUUAAAUGCUGCCAUCGAUAUAUACACAGACAUGGGAAGAUUCACCAUCGCAGCCAAACACCACAUCAGUAUCGCAGAGAUCUACGAGGCUGAACUUGUGGAUAUCGAAAAGGCUAUUGCACAUUAUGAACAAGCAGCAGACUACUACAAAGGAGAAGAAUCAAACAGUUCUGCCAACAAGUGUCUCCUGAAAGUGGGAUCUUACUGUGCUCAGUUGGAGCAGUACCAGAAGGCUAUUGAGAUCUACGAGCAGGUUGGAGCCAACACGAUGGACAACCCACUGCUGAAAUACAGCGCCAAAGAGUAUUUCUUCAAAGCCUCCCUGUGUCAUUUCAUUGUCGACGAGCUCAACGCUAAGAUUGCUGUUGAAAAAUAUGAGGAGAUGUUCCCGGCUUUUUCAGACUCCAGAGAAUGCAAGUUGUUGAAGAAACUUCUUGAGGCACAUGAGGAACAGAACAGCGAGGCUUUCACAGAGGCAGUAAAGGAGUUUGACUCCAUCUCACGUUUGGACCAGUGGCACACAACCCUCCUGCUGCGCAUCAAAAAGACCAUCCAGGGUGAUGAAGGGGAUCUGAAAUGAAAGAACCACUGGGUACAAAAUGCAGCAUGGAGGGACAAAUCCAUCACGCAUGCUUUCUCACACACACAGGCAAAUAAACAGACAGACACUCGCCUCAUUGUGUAUAGUAUCUGGAGAGGAGUGUCUGGCGAUUUUGAAUAUUCCACUGCUCACUGCUAUACUGUCAGAGUACUAUCUUUGCUUUCCUUACAAGCAUAUCUGAAUCUAGUCAGAAUGUAAAUCCUCUCGCCCUCACCUCUUCCUAGAGGAUUGCUGCAUACCUUUUCUGCUGAAAUCUGUCCUGGGGGAUUUCAGAGCGGUAUAUUGUAUUGAAACUAAUGUUAGUAUUGAUGACAAGCACUGCAUGUUUUGUACAAGUAUUGUUUCCUAGUCCGAUGCAGCUUGUUUUUUUUUAAUCUAGUCUAUUAUAUAUUUCAAUUAUUUAAAUGUUUCAGUUUGUUGUACAUAAGAUUAUCAUGAUGUGUGUGGAUUUAAAGAAUGUACUAUUAUCUUAAUUUAUGUUGUGUUGAAAUAGAAGAGAAGGAUUAAAUCAAUGUCAUGAUUGUUCUUACAACUCAUUACCAUAAAAAAGAUUUUGGUUUUCUUUUUAUCACUCAUGGGGAGAGACUCUUCUUGAUGAAGGGCUGUGAUAUGCACCAAGUGUAGACUGUUAAACAUUUGUACCUAAUCACAACCUGAUGAUUUUUUGUGAUAAAUGUUCAUGAUUUUAUUACAUUUCAGUUUAUUUAUUAUGACUUUAGGAUUUUUUGAUGUAAGAACACUUUUAAUGUUUGAAUGUGUAAGCUGCAGUUUAUAGGUUGCCUAUGUGAGCUGUAUUUUGGCGUGAAAAGAACUGACAUGGAAACCCUUUCUCCUUUAUUCCCAGGGCAGUAAUUUUGGGAUAAUGUGCAUCAUUAGUCAUUCAUUCCGUGCCGUGUUGUGUUGUGAACUACACUACAGUGAAGGUUUACUACUGCAGUGCACCUUCCAACUGGCCAGUUGCUAAGCAUGUCAUUGUGUACAGGUUAGUGUUGUGUUACAUUCACUAGUGAGCCAGACCAAAGUUUUUACAAAAGGGUCAGUCGCCCUGCGUAUCCAGCUUCUUCCAGAAGGAAUGACAAUGGGGAUUGGAUAUGAUCUGUAUGCUUGUGCGAAUGGACAAUAAUAAAGGUAUUAUAUCCCA